Molecule: messenger RNA, 2972 nt
Organism: Nasonia vitripennis (jewel wasp)
Lineage: Eukaryota; Metazoa; Arthropoda; Insecta; Hymenoptera; Pteromalidae
Exons: 2
Coding region: 1011-1583 (190 amino acids)
Source: RefSeq, a predicted model, not a curated record
AACUCUGAAGGGGACAGCUGUCAUAUUCCUAUACAUCAUAAAGUUUGUGGAAAUAAGCGAGCUAACGCGAUGAUGCCAAAAAAAACCACAGUUUUCUAUUGUAAAUGAAUUAUGAAGAUAGUAGGCUAUUGAUACUAGAUACGACUAAUUGAAAAACUGGCGAAUUUUCCUGUUCUUUUAUGAUGCUAUAACAUCACGAGUGCAUGAAAAAGCCAAUGAAUCGCUAUCGCGGAUGCGAUAACGUCGGGAAAUCUCGCUAAUUGCCUACAAUUAUGGCUGCAUCUCAUCAGUACAAUCUGCUACUUCUAGUAGAAAGCUCAUUCUUUUAUUAACAAGAAUUUCUUCGCGAAUUCUUUCAUCAACAAGAUUAGUUUUACAUCCAUUUUACACCGUCACUAGCAGCUGUGUUACUUUGCGGACCUAGCUUGACGAUUUAUCUCGUUAACGACUUGUUCACGAGCGUGUCAUAGUGUCGACGGAAGCUUCAUCAUCAUUAAUAUAGAUCGACGCAGCGAUACGACGAGUCAUCGUGAAAUGACAGCCGAGCCGGCAAAGAUCUACGAGAUCGAGCUUCGCGAGCUUGAGCCUCUGCUGCGCAAAAGUCUGGCUGACGAUGAACUUGAGAUUUUGGAUUAUCAUACCGAGCCGUUACUGAAACUGGGAGAAAAUUACGGCAGUACGAUACUGAAGGUGAGAGUAGAGAUACGGAAAAAUGACGGCAAGGAGGAAAGUCUGGAGACGGUCGCGAAGAUGCUACCGGGUUCGGACUUCCAGAGGAUGAUCUUCGACAGUUCGUACAGCUUCAGAAAGGAGGCAUUCUUGUACGGGGAACUAAUACCGUCGUAUCAGAGGCUGGAACGAGAGUUUGGCGUUAAGGAUGUUUUCUACCCCGUUCCUAAAUUGUACGGUGUUCGAUUUUCACUAAAGGGCGGUGACGAGUUUGACGACGACGCCGUCAUUCUGAUGGAGAAUCUCAAGGUUCGAGGGUAUUACAUGGCCGAGCGUCGGAUAUGUACAAUGUUUAUCAUGAAUUCUUUUGGUCUGGACCAAUAAAAGCUCUGGAUAGACCCACCCCGGAACCGUGGUCCACUGUGAUCCACGCGGACUUCUGGAUCAACAACUUCAUGUUUCACAGAGAUCAACAAUCCGGCAGUAUCGACGGCGUGAAGUUCGUGGACUUUCAGAACUACGUGAUCAUGAGUCCCUUGAGGGAGUUGGUCUUCUUUCUUACGACGAACUUGAGCGCCGAAGUGAUGGAGCACAGCUUCGACGAUUUACUGGAUCUCUACUACAAGAACUUCAUCGAGGUGCUGAAGCGACUGGACAUCGACACGAAAGUUUUUUCGAGGGACAAGUUUGACGAGAGGAUCAAGAUUGAUGGAUUCAAGGAGUUUUUGCACUGUCCCUUUUUUAUAAAGAUCAUGACAGCUGAAGUUGACGAUCCGGACAAGGUUAAAAAUUUUUUCGGUUUACUUAUGGAAGAAAAGUUGGACUCUUUGUUUAUGGAGAAGCUGCGCAGAUGCGUUAAAAAGUUUGUUGAGAAGGGAUGGCUGUAUCAAGUUGAUGAAAAUUCGAUCGACUGAUUUGCUGUGUGGAAACGUGUAGAAAUUAUUCCAAAUAUUUUAGAAAAAUUGUGCAAAAAUAUGAGACAGUUCGAGAAAUUUGCUAUUAAUACUAAAGAAAUCAAAGAGUAUUAUAAAUAUUUUAAUAGAUGCAAUAUAUUUGUUCUAAAAUAAAAAAACGAAAAUUCAUUGCAUUGACUUCAUUCUUAAAAAAAUUGAAUCCGUAUAUCUCUUGCUAUAAAAAAUAAAACAUUUAAUCAACACAUUGGAGAUUUCGAAAAAUGCUAAGGAAUUCAACACUAGCACAAAUCGGUUAAACAUAAAAAAAGACUAUUUUCAUUCAUCGCUGUUCUUGUACACACUUUAUAGCUCAUAUGUGAGUAAUUUACUCGUUGAUUACGUAUACACGAACUGCUCUGCGACCGUGAGACGGAAUUAUUUAUGUAUAAGUCAGGCAAGUUGGAAAACUAGGAAUGUAGGUUGAAUCCAUUCACAACUCUCUGCAGCGAUGCCAACUAAGUUAUUUGACACAUUUCAUUUACUCAGUUUACAAUUUGAGUAAUGUAACAUUGUGAUAAUGAUAAAAUUAAUUGAAAUAGAAUCAACAAAAGUAAAUGAUCAAGUAGUUCGAUUAAACGUAACAUUAUGCAAUAGAAAAUUAACAAAAUUGUUAUAAACUGUAAAAAAAUAAGAAUGAAAUUAAGAAAUCGCACAAAUGCAAGAAAAUUUAAUAAAAUAUAAUUUUUUUCUUUGUAUUCUAAAAUUUUUACUAGGAAAUACGAUUGCAAAUCAAUUCAUCCUAUCUAUAAACCGAUAAUAAUAAUUGAAUCGCUACCACUACGAUAACAAGACCAUCCAAGAAUCUAGAGUAUGCCAACCGUUAUAUUUGUUAUCCAUAUUUGGCAUUGGCUUUAUACUUUCCUUAUCUGCUCUAUUAUUACAAAGUACAGCGCAAAAUCUUGAAAUACGUACACAUCAAUAUUAAAAGUUGGAUUAUUUCUCAGAACAUCUGUCAAGUCAUCUUCACAUCUGGAUAAAUGUUUAAAUCUGUUUCUACCAGAAGUUACAAUACAUAAUUUUUUAUUCGAAAUCGUAAUUAUUUUGAUUGUCAAUAUAUACAUAUUUAAUUGAACGUAUAAUAUUAAUUUCUAAAAUACGUAAUUGAAACGAUUUGCUUGAAUGACGUUGCAAUUUUAAAUGAACGACUUUUAUACAAGCAAAUCAAUUGGGCCGAAAUCCACUUUUUAUUUGUCUUUAGAAAUACUCCAUCACUUAAUUAAUACCAGGAAAGUCGACGCGUUUAUUCGAACAGCGAGUACCUUGUCUUAUACGCUGAAAAAGAGUCAAAGCAAGCCGACAGCCUUGAACCAUCCCACGAACUGUCAUUAUCGGAGUUAUUAUAAUACAAAA